AUGCGCGGCGCCGGAAUCGCGUCGACCGCUGUGGCGGCGGCGAGCCUGUUCGCCAACACCGUCUACGCCGCCGACUUGCCCUCCAUUGUGAUCAAGGGCUCCAAGUUCUUCUACGAGAACAACGGCACCCAAUUCUACAUGCGCGGUGUCGCAUACCAGCAAGACUACUCCGGCAACGGCACCGUCUCGAACAGCCAGACAUACUCUGAUCCUCUCUCCGACGCCGAUGCUUGCAAGCGCGAUAUCCCAUACCUCCAGCAGAUCUACACCAACACCAUUCGUGUCUACGCCAUCAACCCCGACUCGAACCACGAUGACUGCAUGAAUGCGCUCGCCGACGCUGGCAUCUACGUUAUCGCCGAUCUUUCUGCUCCAGUGGACGGCUCUUCUAUCAACCGUGCCUCUCCAGCAUGGAACGACGCCCUCUACGAGCGCUACACCGCUGUGGUCGAUGCCAUGCACAACUACACCAACGUUUUGGGCUUCUUUGCUGGCAACGAAGUCUCCAACGCCCCAAACAACACGGAUGCGAGCGCAUUCGUCAAGGCGGCCGUCCGCGACACCAAGGCCUACAUCAAGGCCCAGAACUACCGCACCAUUGGUGUGGGUUACGCCACCAACGACGAUGCUGACAUCCGUGAGAACAUGGCCAACUACUUCAACUGCGGUGACCAGGACAGCGCGAUCGACUUCUGGGGAUACAACAUCUACUCCUGGUGCGGUGAUUCUUCGUUCACAGAGUCGGGCUACGACGUCCGUACCAAGGAAUUUUCCACCUACUCUGUGCCCUCUUUCUUCGCCGAGUACGGCUGCAACGAUGUCGAGCCACGUCCUUUCACUGAGGUUGGCGCUCUCUACGGCUCUAAGAUGAACGACGUCUGGUCCGGCGGUAUCGUCUACAUGUACUUCCAAGAAGCCAACAACUACGGUCUUGUCUCGGUCGAUGGCAACAGCGUCUCCACUCGCGAGGACUUCAAUAACCUGAAGACCCAGCUUGCCAGCGUCUCGCCAACUGGUGUCAAUUCGGCAUCGUACAGCCCAACCAACUCCCCAGCCUCUUGCCCAACUGCAUCAGACUGGGACGCAAAGGCCACGCCCCUCCCACCAUCGCCCAACAAGGAGCUGUGCAACUGCAUGUACAACUCGUUGGGCUGCGUGGUCACCUCUGCCACCAACACCGAUGACUACAGCGACCUCUUCGGCACUGUCUGCGGUUACGGCGACAGCAUCUGCUCUGGCAUCACUGCCAACGGCUCGACCGGCGACUACGGUGCUUACAGCAUGUGCAACUCCACCGAGCAGCUUGCGUUUGCCAUGAACCAGUACUAUCUGAGCCAGAACAGCGCGUCUGACGCUUGCGACUUCAAAGGCGCUGCAGCGACCAAGGAGGCCACCACGGCUUCUGGCACUUGCCAGACCCUCAUGUCUCAGGCUGGAACUGCCGGCACUGGCACUGUCACCACCUCCCCAACUGCCAACUCCGACGCUCAGGGCAACUCCAACAGCGGCAGUGGUAGCGGCAGUGGCUCAGGUGGCAGCUCAUCCUCUUCCGCCGCCGCUGGCCCAAUGGCCGCGGUCCCAAGCGUCGAGACCAGCCUGCUCCCAGUUGCAUUCAUGACCAUUCUUGGUCUGAUCUCUGGCAUGGGCAUGAUAUUCUUGUAA
Messenger RNA from Zasmidium cellare ATCC 36951, 1662 nucleotides. Its product is annotated as carbohydrate-binding module family 43 protein. Gene Ontology annotation, cellular component: fungal-type cell wall; cytoplasm. The transcript is spliced from 2 exons. Gene Ontology annotation, molecular function: 1,3-beta-glucanosyltransferase activity. The record is from RefSeq and is a predicted model, not a curated record. Lineage: Eukaryota; Fungi; Ascomycota; Dothideomycetes; Mycosphaerellales; Mycosphaerellaceae. Gene Ontology annotation, biological process: fungal-type cell wall (1->3)-beta-D-glucan biosynthetic process. The coding region runs from base 1 to 1662 and encodes 553 amino acids.